This is a messenger RNA of Anguilla rostrata (American eel), 2890 nucleotides long. RefSeq names its product Fc receptor-like protein 5. Lineage: Eukaryota; Metazoa; Chordata; Actinopteri; Anguilliformes; Anguillidae. Gene Ontology annotation, biological process: cell surface receptor signaling pathway. Gene Ontology annotation, molecular function: transmembrane signaling receptor activity. The annotation marks the transcript as partial. The record is from RefSeq and is a predicted model, not a curated record. The transcript has 5 exons. Gene Ontology annotation, cellular component: plasma membrane.
GAACCCAAUAAUUCCAAGCGCUCUGGUACAGCCAGUCGUAUACGGGCCUGAUAAAUGUGUACAUAAACAGCCUUUGCCUUCACCCCCUGGAGUGGGUUCAUUUGCAUUCGUUCAGUUGCAUUAUGGUUAAAUUCAAUCAGCCUGGUAAUACGACAUACCGUUUGAUAGUGUUAAAACACACGGUUCUAUCUCUAUAACCCAUUUUACGGUGGCAAUGAUUUAGCGAAAACGGUUCCUUAUCUUCUAACAUGUGGGAUGCCAAAAAAGGCUUGGGGGUUCCUCACCUUCAGUGCGUUUUGGAAAUCCACUGACGACAAAGAUCACGGUAUAGUCGGUGUCUUUUUCACGAGAAGGAUCCAGUGAACAAAAUCCACAGCAAUUUUUCAUCCAAAUAAACGUGCAGAGGACUUGUUCAGUGAAGGACUUGAUUCAAAUUUAUAUAGGUGAGCAUCUAAAUACAUUCUCACAAUAUAUGUAUUAUUAUAUGGGCGGCAUAAUUCCCAGGUAGAACAGUGCCUUUGUUCCCUUGACCAAGGUACUUAACCUGCUUUUGGAAACCUGGCUAGACAUAGCUUAGGAAAAAAACAAUGCAGAAUUCAAAUUUUUGGUGGUAUUCAAUUUUGAACCAGGAUUUGCCCAAUGGUGUGGCUGUGGCUUCAUUGUAUUUUUAAACCCACCAGGCAUUUGUAUCCAUUCCACAACAAAAUAAAAUAAAAAAAUCAUCUUUUAGGUGAGAAAAAACUUCCACUUCCACUGGUGAGCGUCUAUAACUUUCUCUCAGAUGUAUUGUUUAUUUACAGCUAUUCUGUCUCUUUGAAAACAAACUCCCAAGGGUUACAUUUCAGCAGAGCCAGGAUUAUGCCUGUAGUCUAAAGGGCUCAAGUAGUAGCCAUUUUAUUGUGGACAUGUCAUUUUCAGACGUGAUAAAAAAGGUGUGAUGCAGGAGACGUUAUACUGCUCUGUAUUCUCGCUUGUAUCUCAUUUCCUGUCUCUAACUGCACGCUCAUCUUGUGGGUAGAUCAUGGUCUUCAUUACUUUCUCCUCUCAUUGUGUAGUCACAUUGCUGUAGGCUACGAUCAUAACCAUAAUAUAAUAAAUAAUUGAAAACAAGCAAACAAAUAAAUGCAUAAAUAAAUAUACUAAUUCCAGAAAGGUAUACACUAUACAUGAGUGAAUGUGCAGGUUUGUGUCUGUGAGUACUUUUGAAGUGUUUGUUUCUUUACGUGGUUCAUGAGAAGUAGCUUUAACCACACCAGUGUCUGACCACAGCUGUAUUACAAGAAUGAGACGCAUCCACCAACAAAACCAGCCAGCGCUGCAGGGCUGUACCUCUUUGAGAAAGAGCAGGGGAGAGAAAGCUCAACAUGUAUGAGUUUGCCACAAGAACAGUCAGACUAGUUGUCCUGAUAUACUUUGUACAAGAGGCUGGCAAGUAUAUUUAUUAUUCAUGUGCAUCCAAUUAUAUACUGCUUUCUUCAUAAAGACCAUUUAUAAAAGAAAUGGGGUAUUGACCCAAACAGAAUGUUUUAGCUUAUUAAUUGUACAUUGUGCUUACAUAUAGAACACAACAAACUCAGUAUCCGCUGUAUCUUCAUGUCCCUCAAAUAUGAGCAAGUUUUCUUUCUUUUAUUAAAAUAAAACAUGCCAUUUUAAUUUGAAACUAACUACACUGCUCUAACACAAAUUCAUUUUCAAGCAAAUUUUGUGAAAUUGCCAAUCAAUAAGUAAACAUUGGCUGUUUGUGAACAUUUUUGCCUGCUGUUAGUUAAUGUUGAAUGCAUGUUUUAGGAAGCCAUUUCACAUCCUUUGUUUUCACUGGGAUAAUAUUUCUUCUCUAGAGACCAGAGCUCGGAUUGUCCUGACUGCUGAUCCGCAGAGGUCAAAUGUGUGGUCAGGGGAGACUGUGCGUCUUACCUGUAAGGUUGAGGAUUCAGAUCCAUUCAUCCGAUGGGAAUAUACCUGGAAGAAGCUAAGAGAAGCUAAAGAGACCACAUUCAACUCCUAUACUGGAGAAGGAUUCUCUACUUACACCCUGAGUCGUGUGAUUGAGUCUGACAGUGCUCAAUAUAGGUGUGAAGCAAAGACUGAAAAUCACGAGAUAAUCAGCUCUCCACAUACUCUGACAGUGACAUCUCCACCGCCUGCUGUGCUAACCCUGAACCCUGCAUGGAGGAAGUUCUACCCCACUGAGAAAGUGACUCUCAAAUGUGAGAUUCAGCCCCGUCAGACUGAGUGGAGUUAUCUGUGGUACAGAGAUGGAGCCUAUAUGAAGAGUGGGCUCUCCAGAGAAGAUGAGUUAACAAUCCCAGCUCUAGAUCAGUCACACAGAGGAAGAUACUCCUGCAGAGGAGGUUUACCAGGAAGAGAUGUUUACACUGAAAUGAGCAAAGAUGUGACUCUGACCGUAGAUGCUCUCCCACCCGUGGUUCUGACUCUACAGACUGGAUGGACAAACAUUUUUAACACAGAGAGAGCGGCUCUGCACUGUGACAUUCAGGACCGCUCUCCUGUGUGGAUGCAUAAAUGGUACAGAGAUGGGCAAGAACUUCCUGUGAGCACAGCUGAGGACACCUAUGAGAUCCUGUCUGCUGCUCAGUCAGAUGCAGGAACAUACACAUGUAAAGGACAGCAUAAGGAAAGAGUACUGUACACUGGCAUCAGCAGUACAGUUGCACUCAAAGUUUCUGGGGAGGCCCCCAAACCCCUGCUGACUCUGGAGCCCCCCAGUGGAGAGAUCUUCACAAGAGAUACAGUGACCCUGAGCUGUAAGGCUGGCACUGAUCCUGCUGGCUGGGAGUAUCUCUGGUUCAAAAAAACACGGGGAGCAGCACUGACCAGCACUGACUCCAGCAGCACUGACGGGUCCAGUUACACCAUCCACUCUGCUGCA